AUGGAUUAUAUGUCAUUCAACGAGACUUUCAGUAAGGAUAUCGUCGAAGAAAGUAGUGUUUUCGAUUCCAUGAACGACUGUGAAGGUUUUGAUGAUGGUGGUGAAAAUGCAAACACAGCUAAUAAUGAAACAAUAGAAGAUCAAUGCAAUUAUUCAAUGAGGAAUGAAGAUGGCUGUAAUGAUGGAAACGAAACAUUAAAUUUCAUAACUGAUUUGAUUGCACGGGAACAUAAAGACGUAUUUUUUGAAUCAGAUUAUCGAUCUGAUGGCAUGGAGGAAACGAACGAUGGGUCGAAAUGUUGGUUUCCCAAUGUAGACGCAGAAUAUAAGCCGAAGGUGGGUGAUGGAUUUGAGACCGUAGAAUCGACUGAGAAAAUGUACCGAAAGUAUGCUAAUGAAGCUGGGUUUGAUGUACGUUUAUCCAACAAGAAGAUAAAUAAGAAGGGUCGUAUCACGUCUCGAUUUUAUGUGUGUAGUAAGGAAGGAAGGCCACCAAGUAAGUAUUUUGAUUCCUUAGAUGUUCUUCCUGGUGAUCGCAGGAUCCGUAAUUCAAAUGUAAAGCGUUCCGGUUGUGGAGCAUGUUUGAAGAUUCAUUUUGUUAAAGAACGGAGAGAGUAUGAAGUUUAUAAAUUUAUUAAGCAACACAAUCACAUGCUUUUUAAUAAGGAGGAGAUGAGGUUCUCACGUUCUAAAAGGCAACUACACUACGCUGAUCACAAAAAUGUCUUUCAUGGUUCUAGUUCAAAGGUUGGUGUCACCAAAUCUCAUAGAUUUAGGAAAGCAAUUACGGGUGGUGUAGAUUGCUCGGGUGGCACCGUAAGAGAUCAUCAAAACUUCAAACGCGAUACGGCUUAUUUUGUUGGCAAUAAAGACGCGCAAAUGUUGUUAAAUCUGAUGUCUAAUAGGAGGAAGGUGUGUCCCGAGUUUUUUUUUGAGUACAAGUGUGAUGAUAAGGAGUUGCAUGCCAUGAUAUUUGUUCCGUUUGUUGCAAUUGAUAAUCAUAAGAAAUCUGUCGUUGUUGGAGCUGCUUUGAUUCACAAUGAAUCUGUGGUUGAUUACACUUGGGUAUUGAAAGCUUUUGUAAAAGCUCAUGGACAUCAACCACGUUUUGUGAUCACUGACCAAUGUGCGUCGAUGAAACAAGCAAUUCUCAUUGCAUUUCCUGAAUCCAAGCAUCGAUUGUGUAUGUGGCAUAUCACUAAAAAGCUCAAAUCUAAGAUCAGUAAUUACCUCCAACAUCGUACGCCGUUUGUUAGCGAAUUUAAUAAGUUAGUGUGGAAUGUUCACCUUGCCCCUGAUGAAUUUGAGAUGAAAUGGCUCAACAUCUCAUGGAUUCCAGCUUAUUAUAAGGAUUAUCAUAUGUCCGGUCUAAUGAAAACAACAUCCAGGUCGGAGAGUAUUAAUGCUUUUUUUAAUGUUUAUGCAUAUUUUUGGCACGAUCUUGUCAUUUUUCAUCGUUCUUUUGAUAAUGCAAUUGAAAGCCAACGGACGACACAUGGGUCGCUAGAGGUGACAACGAAGAGCACGGUUCCUCGAUUGGUGUCUCCUUUCAAAUUAGAAGCUCAUGCAGCAGAAGUAUAUACACAAACGAUAUUUUUGGAAGUUCAGAAAGAGUUAAGAAAGGCUGUUUGGCUUUGUGGAUGGGAUGGAUUCACUGACGUUGGUGAAACCCGAGUGUACACCAUAACACACAAGAACAAAACUUCUAAGAUCACCACAAAGUUUUCAAGAACAAGAUUGAAAACUCGUAUGAUUGCUCAUGUAACUGUUUUGUUCGUAACGGGAUUUUAUGUCGUCAUGCUCUCAAGGUGUGCUAAUCUGGGUUCACCAUUCAUAUGA
Messenger RNA from Cynara cardunculus var. scolymus (artichoke), 1839 nucleotides. Its product is annotated as protein FAR1-RELATED SEQUENCE 5-like. The record is from RefSeq and is a predicted model, not a curated record. The coding region runs from base 1 to 1839 and encodes 612 amino acids. The transcript has 7 exons. NCBI's taxonomy places the organism in Eukaryota, Viridiplantae, Streptophyta, Magnoliopsida, Asterales, Asteraceae. Gene Ontology annotation, biological process: regulation of DNA-templated transcription.